Messenger RNA from Orycteropus afer afer, 468 nucleotides. It is a transcript of the gene ZNHIT3, whose product is annotated as zinc finger HIT-type containing 3. Gene Ontology annotation, cellular component: pre-snoRNP complex; nucleus. The transcript has 5 exons. Gene Ontology annotation, molecular function: protein binding. Gene Ontology annotation, biological process: maturation of LSU-rRNA from tricistronic rRNA transcript (SSU-rRNA, 5.8S rRNA, LSU-rRNA); snoRNA localization; box C/D snoRNP assembly. Lineage: Eukaryota; Metazoa; Chordata; Mammalia; Tubulidentata; Orycteropodidae. Bases 1 to 468 code for a protein of 155 amino acids. The record is from RefSeq and is a predicted model, not a curated record.
AUGGCGUCGCUCAAUUGUAAGACCGUUGUCUGCGUCGUCUGCUUAGAGAAGCCUAAAUACCGCUGUCCCGCCUGCCGCGUGCCUUAUUGCUCGUUGACUUGCUUCCGGAAGCAUAAAGAGCAGUGCAACCCUGAAACACAUCCUAUAAAGAAAAAAAGAAGUUCAUUUCUUCCUACAGACUCGACAAAGCCUGUGGAAAGCAAAGCUGAUGAGUCAUCUAUAGCUGAUUUUCUCAAUAGUGAUGAGGAAGAGGACAGAGUUUCCUUGCAGAAUUUAAAGAAUCUAGGGGACUCGGCACCAUUGAGGAACUUACUGCUCAAUCCACACCUUAGACAGUUGAUGGUCAGCCUCGAUCAGGGGGAGGACAAAGCAAAGCUCAUGAGAACUUAUAUGCAAGAGCCCUUGUUUGUGGAGUUUGCAGACUGCUGUUUGAAAAUUGUGGAACCUCUUAAGAAUGAGGAUUCUUAA